Rhodofomes roseus is the source of this 1359-nucleotide messenger RNA. RefSeq lists its product as uncharacterized. The coding region runs from base 1 to 1359 and encodes 452 amino acids. Gene Ontology annotation, biological process: carbohydrate metabolic process. The transcript has 3 exons. NCBI's taxonomy places the organism in Eukaryota, Fungi, Basidiomycota, Agaricomycetes, Polyporales, Fomitopsidaceae. Gene Ontology annotation, cellular component: membrane. The record is from RefSeq and is a predicted model, not a curated record. Gene Ontology annotation, molecular function: chitin deacetylase activity.
AUGCGGUUCGCCCUCGUCUCAGCCCUCGCCCUCCCCGUGCUCGCCUCCGCCCAUGGUCGCGCUGGCGUCCGACACCAUGUCGUUCGCGAUGGCACGGUCACUUCCUCGGCCAGCAGUACUGCGUCUGCGCCUGCAUCCGCGUCUGCUUCUGCCUCGGCCGCGUCGUCUGCAGUGUCUUCUGCUGCUGCGUCGUCUGCGGCCUCUUCUGCGGCCUCCUCUGGCUCUGCUGUGGUCUCUGGCAGCGCUUCUGUCGCUGCCACGGGCCCCGCCAUGGGCACGAUCACCUUCACGUUGGCGUCUACCAACCCGACGGCCGUCCCCUAUUCGUCCAUCACGUUCAACGCGCCGACGCAGACCACCCACGCUCAGACGACCACAUACUCCGCCGGCAGCGUGCCUAGCAAUAUUCCGAACGCCCCAGGGAUCCCGAACUGGGCCGCUUUGAAUCCGAAGGAUUACCCAACGCUCGACAAGACGCCGCCUCUUGAUUCUGACGAGGUCAAGCAGUGGAUCCAGGAGGUGGCGAACUCGGGGGUGCCCAUUCCUGAUUUCGGCCCCACCAACCUCGGAGGUUGUGCUAACAACACUGCGGCUGCGGCGAACGCCAGCCGAUGCUGGUGGACGUGUGGCGGAUGCGAGCGUGACUACGACGUCACGACUUGCCCGACGAAGAACAACUGGGGUUUGACGUACGACGACGGCCCGUCUCAGUACACAACCGACUUGCUCGCAUAUCUCGACCAGCAGGACAUCAGGGGGACGUUCUACGUCGUCGGCUCUCGUGCCAUCUCUCGCCCCGCUUUGCUGCAGGCCGAGUACAUUCAGGGUCACCAGAUCGCUGUGCACACUUGGAGUCACCCGUACAUGACGACGAAGUCCAACGAGGAGAUCAUCGCUGAACUUGGCUGGACGAAGAAGAUCAUCAAGGACGCUCUUGGUGUGACGCCGCUCUACUGGCGUCCUCCGUACGGCGACAUUGACGAUCGUGUUCGUGCAAUUGGCAUGGCCAUGAACUUAUACCCGGUCAUGUGGACGCGUAUCAGCUCUACUCAGACCUUUGACACUCUUGACUACGACCUUGCUGGCGGUCAAGCUACCCCCGUGGAGGUGUUGGACUCUUGGGACGCGAUCAUGAACAACGCGUCGCAGAUUGACACCGGUUUCAUUGUCCUCGAACAUGAUCUCUUCCAGCAGACCGUCGACAUCGCAGUCGGUUAUAUCCUCCCUGAGGCACUCGCGCGCCAACCGAAAUACAACAUCACUCCCGUUAUCACGUGCCAGGAGAUGCCCAUGUCGAACGCGUACUUCGAGACCAACGACAACUCUACCAACACGCUCCCAGCCGGUGAGUACCGUUGA